This is a messenger RNA of Kwoniella shivajii, 1788 nucleotides long. RefSeq lists its product as uncharacterized. Gene Ontology annotation, cellular component: nucleus. Lineage: Eukaryota; Fungi; Basidiomycota; Tremellomycetes; Tremellales; Cryptococcaceae. Gene Ontology annotation, biological process: regulation of DNA-templated transcription; cellular response to starvation. Bases 1 to 1788 code for a protein of 595 amino acids. The transcript has 10 exons. Gene Ontology annotation, molecular function: DNA-binding transcription factor activity, RNA polymerase II-specific; RNA polymerase II transcription regulatory region sequence-specific DNA binding; zinc ion binding. The record is from RefSeq and is a predicted model, not a curated record.
AUGAUUGAUCAAUCAGCCGAAAAUUAUCUUGCUGCUGUUGCGAGAAUGCAGGAAAGACAAAUGUCAUGGGGUCGACCUACACGAUCCGAUUCCACUGGAUCAAUCUCAUCAACGACAGGUGAUUCAAUGUCAACUUCACCUCAUCAGUUUAGUCUCACCGCCUUGGCACCACAAAACGUAGCCGGCAGCAGUACAAGUGGUGGCUCUGCACCUAGCAUCUCUGGAGGUAACAAUUCAGCGAAGGGAAAGAAUAAGGGGAAAGGGAAAAAAGAAGGUGGUGUAAACGAACACAAAGCGAGAAAAAAAGUCGCCAAAGCUUGUCUGGCUUGUCAAAAAUCACAUUUGACAUGCGACGAACAACGACCAUGUACUAGAUGUGUCAAGAAGGGCUUGGCAGAUCAAUGCGUCGAAGGUGUACGGAAAAAGGCCAAGUAUCUGCUGGAAGGUGAAGAGCGACUCGCAUCAAGGACGCGUCAAGGCAGUAGUUCUUCUCCACCGCCUGCAUCCAAUCAGCAAAUUUCGGAACCUCCUCAGAUUCAAUCGCAAUUUAAUAUCCUAUCCAAUGUUUCCCUACCGCAACAAACUCAGGUUCUCGAACAAUCACGUUUGCCUGACGACAUUUGGCUCUCUGGUCCACCUCCACAGACGGAUCCAUCAUCAAUAACAGGUUCGGCUCAACUCAAUCUGGCAGACCCCACAAGAUCGUGGAAUGCUGGUGCCCAGAAUCAAAAUACUGGUUUCAUAGGAAAUGGGACGGCUGCGAACACCGAAUAUCAAAUGCUUGAUUCUCUUUUCGGAAAUCUUUCUCCGAUCUUCCCAGGUAUUGAUCCUUUAGACGAAGCCGGCCGGCAGAUGUCACUUGAUAACAUGAACGCAUCGACCAUCAGCUCAACAACAGCCUUUGACCAGUCAUGGCUUAAUCCAUCGCCUGUGGCGUCCAACGUCACUCCCAAUCAAUUCGCUGUACUGCCAACACCUUCCAGUGCAGGACAAUCUUUCUCUCCAGGAACAUACAGUGACCUCUCACCUAACAACCCUACUUGGCAGAGUCAAGGUUGGCCUGUAGAUCAGACCCAAAAUAUGUUGAACAGUAUGGGUCAAACUCAGUCUCAACCGCAGAAUCAGAUGAACCAGUUCCCUGCGCACCAAAUACAAAAUCAAUCUGAACCUAAACCAACAACCAAUACUCUGGGAAAGGUCGGCAAAGGCUUAACACCCGCAGAGGUCUACAAAACCGUGGUAAAGCCAUAUGAUUACAUCCAGGGUUAUCACUUUUUGAUGGACUACUUGACUAAAAACUUUGAUCAGCAAGACACUCUUCGUGUGGCUCGUGCCCUUGCAUCUUUCAGACCUAGUUUAAUCGCUUUACAGAUGCCUAUGUCAGAAGAGGAUGAAGUGUUUCUCGAAAGAUCGUUCCAGAGGACCCUCAUUGAACUCGAAAAACUCAUAUCCUACUCGGCAACACCUACGGCUGUAUGGCGUCGAACGGGGGAAGUAUGUUAUGCGAAUCCAGAAUUCUGUAAACUCGUAGAUCGCACCGAUACAGAUCUACUAGGAAACAAAACGUAUAUUUAUGAGCUAUUCUCAAAUCCAUCAGUCGUGUCAUAUUGGGAAAAUUUCUCUGUUCACGCUUUUGAAAAUACUACGCAAAAUUUCUUCCAACCUGUAGGAUUAAUUAAACCUAACUCUGUAUUGAACUGCACAGGUUGCGUGACGAUUAGAAGAAAUGUCUUUGAUCUUCCUUCAGUCAUAAUAGGCCAAUUCCUACCCGUUCCAACUGAUAUGUAA